UCUCCCUCACCCUUUCUCUCUGUCAGUAAGAGAGCUCCAGUGUGAGCUGUGAGGAAGAUAAGGAAGCUGAGGGAGGAUUGACUGACAGAGCUGCCACCUUGCUGAACAAGCUGCAAGACGGAGCAGUGACACAACAGAGCAAAGCAUCAUAUAUCUUGGCUUCAAUGCAUUUGUGAAGACCCUGAGGUGUGCCUCAUCUUACCUGCACGGGCGUGGGUCAAGAAGAUUGCAGAAACACAGAACUUUCAUCUGAAAUGAGGAUUGGCCUUUAGUCAGAGUUAAAUCGGAUAUCUUUUCAAUACAUCAACGUCCCACAUCAUCUAGCAUGGGUGCACGAGGCAUUCUGGGCUGCCUCCUCCUGACUGCUUUGCUCAGCUUAUCAUAUGCCGGGCUCGUGAAGAAAAUCCUCCGGCAUCGACGACAGACUCUGGAAUCCCCUAAAAAAGGACAUAACAUCACGCUCCCCAGUGCGGACCAUCCUGUAGUUUUCAACCACGUCUAUAACAUCAAUGUUCCUGCCAGUGCCCUGUGCUCGGUGGAUGUGGACGCUCCAGAGAGUACGGACCUCCAUCCUACAAAUGCAGCAGUCGUUUCAGGCCUUCCCGGGAUUGAGCACACAGUCAAUGGGGAGAACCAGAUCGUCUUCACCCACCGUAUCAACAUACCACGACGGGCCUGUGGCUGUACUGACGACAUACCCGGCCUGAAAGAGCUCCUAAGCCGACUGGAAAUGCUCGAGGGAGAGGUUUCAACACUUAGAGAUCAAUGCGGCAGUUCACAGGUCACAGGUAAGUUGGGAACUAAACCCUACUGCAGUGGUCAUGGGAACUACAGCACUGAAACCUGUGGCUGUAUAUGUGAGCCGGGCUGGAAACCACCCAACUGCUCUGAACCCGAGUGUCCUAAUGACUGCCAGGACCGGGGCCUCUGCGUUGGCGGAAAGUGUGUGUGCUUCAAGGGAUUCACCGGAAAGGACUGCGCACUCGACGACUGCCCUGUGGACUGCGGUACAUACGGCCAGUGUGUGGGAGGUGAAUGCAUCUGCUCCUAUGGUUACUACGGCGAAGACUGCUCUCAAACCAAGUGCCUCAACAACUGCCAAGGCCGCGGCCGCUGUGAAGACGGAGACUGCGUUUGUGAUGAACCCUGGACUGGCCCUGACUGCUCUGAACUCAUCUGCCCCAAAGACUGCUAUGACCGUGGACGCUGCGUGAAUGGCACCUGCUACUGCGAUGAGGGGUUCACCGGGGAGGACUGUGGAGAGCACACCUGUCCCAACAACUGCCAAAGUAAUGGUUACUGUGUAGAUGGCAAAUGCGUGUGCGCUGCCGGCUUCAAUGGAGAGGACUGCUCUCGAGUUAUGUGCCUCAACGACUGUAACGACAGAGGAACGUGCUUCAACGGGAUGUGUAUCUGCGACGCGGGCUAUCAAGGCGCAGACUGCAGCCAGUUAGCGUGCCUCAACAACUGUAACAACAGAGGCCAGUGCAUAAACGGGCAAUGUGACUGCAAUGUUGGUUUCCAGGGAGAUGAUUGCUCUGAGCUUUCCUGUCCAAAUGACUGCCGGCACAGGGGGCGCUGUGUGAACGGCCAGUGUGUGUGCGAGGAGGGCUUUGCUGGUGAGGACUGCAGCAUCAGGACCUGCCCCUCAAACUGCUACGGCCGCGGUGAGUGUAUCAAGGGACGUUGUGUGUGUCAUUCAGGCUUCACCGGUGAGGACUGUGCUGAGCUGAGCUGCCCUAACAAUUGCCAGAACCGCGGCCGAUGCAUCGAUGGGCAGUGUGUUUGUGACGAAGGCUUCAGCGGGGAGGCCUGCGGUCAGAAAGCUUGUCCCAACGACUGCCUGGCCCGGGGUUACUGCGUCGACGGCAAGUGCAUCUGCCAGGAAGGCUACUCAGGAGACGACUGCUCUGUGCACGCCUGCCCAGGUGACUGCAACAACAGGGGACGCUGUAUCAAUGGAAAGUGCACGUGUGAGGCUGGAUAUGAAGGGGAAAGCUGUGCAGACCUUAGCUGCCCCAACAACUGCCAGGACAAAGGCCGCUGUGAGAACGGACAGUGCGUAUGCGAUGAGGGAUAUAUCGGAGAAGACUGCUCUGAAGUGUCUCCUCCGAACGACCUUACUUUAGGCGAGGUCACCCCUGAGACGGUGGACCUGAACUGGGAAAACGAGAUGCUGGUAACAGAGUACCUUGUGACGUAUGUGCCCACCAGACCUGGUGGUCUUCAACAAGAGUUCGUUGUGCCAGGAGACAAAACUGCUGCCACCGUCAAAGAGCUUGAGCCUGGCAUCGAGUAUCUGAUCAGUGUCUACGCUGUUCUAAGCAACAAGAAGAGCAUCCCCGUCAGUGCGCGGGUGGCAACAGCGCUUCCAAAGCCAGAGGGUUUAAUCUUCAAAUCAGUGAGAGAGAGCUCUGUGGAGGUGAUGUGGGACCAGGUGGACAUCUCCUUCGAUGGCUGGGAGAUCUAUUUCCGCAAUACGAAAGAAGAAAAUGGAAAAAUCGUGAGCACCCUUCCACCUGAUCAAAACCAGUUUAUCCAGUCAGGACUUGGACCAGGACAGGAGUAUGAAGUCUCUGUUAACAUCAUCAAGAACAACACAAGAGGACCCCAAACUACCGAAAAAGUCACGACCAAGAUUGACGGCCCCCAGCAGGUGGAGGUGAAGGACGUGACGGACUCCUCUGCUCUGGUCAGCUGGUCUCUGCCGGUGGCUCCGAUGGACAGACUCACCUUGGCCUACAGGCCUAGCUCUGAGCCUUCACAAGAAGCCAUAGUGGGGGUUUCCAUCCCGGAGACUCAGUACAGCAUUGACAGCCUGACGCCAGACACCGAGUACACCGUGUCGCUCAUCUCCAGGAGCAGAGACGUCUCCAGUGACCCUGUCAUCGCCACGUUCACUACAGCCCUGGAUGCACCCAAGGACCUGAAGGCCGUGUCACAGACAGACGAGAGCAUCACCCUGCAGUGGACCAACAGUCAGGCUGAUGUUGACAACUAUCUGGUGAAAUACACUCCCCUCUCUGGAGCCACUCAUGGGGAGGAACUGUUUCCUCGAGGGCCAGGAGACACCACAAAAGCUACCAUCACUGGGCUGAAGCCAGGGACGGAGUACGGGAUUGGUGUGACGGCGGUGAAGAAUGACAGAGAGAGCUUCCCUGCUACUACAAAUGCAGCAACUGAUAUCGAUCCUCCCAGAGAUUUCAAAGAAAUGGAGUCAACAGAGACUUCCCUCACGCUGAGCUGGCAGAAACCCCAGGCCAAGGUCGGUGCCUACAGUCUGGUGUACGCCUCCAGGGAUGGAGAGGUGGAGGAGGUGGAGAUCCCGCCCACUGAGACCAGCCAUGUCUUGUACAACCUGAUUCCUGGAAUGAGCUACACCGUCACUUUAGCUGCCGAGAGGGGGCUCAAGAGGAGCACACCGGUCACAUUAUCUGCAACCACAGCAGAGGAGCUGAAGCCCAUGGUGGUGAACCUCACCAUCUCUGACAUUACAUGGGACGGCUUCACUGCGUCCUGGAGCCCCAUGGGUGGGGAAUUUGAAAGCUUUGUCAUUGAGGUAACAAACUUGGAUAAUUUCGAAGAGAGCCAGAACCUCAGUCUGUCCGGAGAAGCUUUCAGCCUGGGCCUCUCCGGGCUCAACCCCAACACCAGCUACAUGGUUGGCCUGUUUGGGAUGUAUCAGGGCUCCUUCCUGGAACCCGUGUACACUGAAGCCACCACAGAGGCUGAGCCGGAGGUGGAGCAUCUUUUUGUGUCGGACGCCACGGCUGAAGGUUUUCGUCUGACAUGGACGUCUGAUGAAGACUUGUUUGACAGAUUUGUGAUCAAAAUAAGAGACAGUAAAAGACUAGCCCACCCUCACGAGUACAGUGUCCGCGGUGAUGAAAGGACCAAGGUUUUAACUGGACUCAUGAGUGGCACCGAGUAUGAAAUAGAGCUUUACGGUGUCACAUUGGAACGACGCUCACAACCUAUUUUCGGGGUUGCUCAGACAGGCCUCAGUACUCCAAAUGGACUGAGCUUUUCUGAAGUGAUGGACUCCUCAGCUGUGGUCCACUGGUCCAUGCCUCACUUUCCAGUGGAUAACUACAGAAUCACCUACGUGCCCUUUGAAGGAGGAAGCCCGCUGAUGGUGACUGUGGACGGCGACGUGUUCGAGGCUCUGCUGCCCAAUAUGAGCCCUGGCAGAAAGUACCAGGUGACUGUGAGUGCUAUGAAGGGCCUGGAGGAAAGUGACCCCAACACUGACACUGUAAUCACAGCUCUGGACAGACCUCAGGGCCUGAAUGCAGCUAAUGUCACUGACACGUCCGCCCUGCUGCUAUGGCAACCGUCUGUCGCCACUGUGGAUGGCUACAUCAUUACUUACAGUGCUGACUCGGUGUCCCCCGUGGUGGAGCAUGUUUCUGGGAACACGGUGGAGUUUGAGAUGGGCUCUCUGGUUCCUGCAACCCACUACACAGUUGGAGUUCACGCUAUGAGAGACGCUCAGAAGAGUGACUCUGCUGUCACUGAAUUCACCACCGAUGUGGAUCCUCCUCGUGAUCUGAGGGCUAUUAACGUCCAAACUGACGGUGCGACUCUCACAUGGAAACCUCCGCAGGCGGCAGUGACUGGUUACACUCUCACCUUUGACUCUGCUGAUGGAGUAAUCAGGGAAGUGGUGCUAAGCCCGACAGCGUCCUCUUAUAACAUGGCUCAGCUCACCGACUCCACAGAGUACAAUGUGAAACUUCAGGUCAUCGCUGGACCCCAGAGGAGUCGUCAUGUGACCACCGUCUUCACUACCAUUGGACAGUUGUACAGACACGCUAAAGACUGCGCUGAGAUUUUACUGAACGGAGAGACGACCUCUGGGCUGUACACCAUCAGCCUGGGAGGAGAGGAGAGCCAGCCCAUCCAUGUCUACUGUGACAUGACCACAGACGGAGGAGGCUGGAUGGUUUUCCUCAGACGGCAGAAUGGAAAUCUGGAGUUCUUCAGGAACUGGAAGAACUACACUGCUGGCUUUGGAAACAUGAGCGAUGAGUUCUGGCUGGGUCUUUCCAACCUUCAUAAAAUCACAAAUUCUGGCCAUUAUGAGCUGCGAGUGGACAUGAGGGAUGAAGGAGAAUCGGCCUACGCUCAGUACGACAAGUUCACGAUUGCAGAACCAAGAACCCGCUACAAAGUCUACUUAGGAGCGUACAGUGGAACAGCAGGGGACUCCAUGACGUACCACCAGGGUCGACCUUUCUCCACCUACGACAACGAUAACGAUAUUGCUGUCACCAACUGCGCCUUGUCCUACAAAGGAGCCUUUUGGUAUAAAAACUGUCAUCGUGUCAACCUCAUGGGGAAAUAUGGGGAUCUCAGUCACAGUAAGGGGAUCAACUGGUUCCACUGGAAGGGCCACGAACACUCAAUUGAAUUUGCAGAGAUGAAGAUUAGGCCGGCUAACUUCAGAAAUUUGGAGAACAGAAAAAAACGAUCAUAGACUUGUGUGAACCCCCUCCUCAUCUACACCCCAUCAGUCAUAAAUACAAAUGUUUAAUAAAAUACUCACGAAACAAAAGACAAUCACACUGAAUGUAAUUGCAUUUUGGCUGUGAGACAUGAACAUGGCAACAUUUCCACCAAAGAAGCAAACAGUGUUUUGUACAGCCAUCCCAGACUGGCACUGUUGGUAUGUGUGGUUAUAGAUAUUUGAAGGCAGCGCUAAUCUGAUGAGUGUGAAUGGACAUGCACCACAUGUGUUAUUGGGAUAAACAUCUGUAGUGAGGAAGUCAUUGUAAAAGUGUGUAAAUUCAUCCACUGAUCAGCAACAUGUCAAAGGCACAUAGUCAGAAUCACACCCCUAAAGACACAAGACAUUAUGAAUACAUGUUGAAUCAGUUCAAUCCCUCUGUCAGAAACUGAGGUAUUGACCAGGAUAAAUUAAGACAAUGAUACAUCAUAUUUAAUAUACUGAAAAAUAAACGUAUGUAUUUACUGUAAAACCAAGAGACCGUUUGGAGACCACUACAUUCAUAUUUAAAUGUUUAAAGAAAGAUGCUCUGUAACCUUCAAUACAAAUAA
Trematomus bernacchii (emerald rockcod) is the source of this 6060-nucleotide messenger RNA. RefSeq names its product tenascin-like. The transcript is spliced from 23 exons. Lineage: Eukaryota; Metazoa; Chordata; Actinopteri; Perciformes; Nototheniidae. Bases 326 to 5479 code for a protein of 1717 amino acids. The record is from RefSeq and is a predicted model, not a curated record. Gene Ontology annotation, molecular function: protein binding.